Molecule: messenger RNA, 3868 nt
Organism: Pseudopipra pipra
Lineage: Eukaryota; Metazoa; Chordata; Aves; Passeriformes; Pipridae
Gene: LRRC23
Product: leucine rich repeat containing 23
Exons: 7
Coding region: 2514-3554 (346 amino acids)
Molecular function (GO): protein binding
Source: RefSeq, a predicted model, not a curated record
UCAGCAGGAGUGCCAGAUCUUGUUUUUCUUCUGUUUUGUCUGCUUUCUGGCAGGACUGCAGCUCUACGGAGUGGAAAUAGUGCCAGAUCCUCCCUGCACACUGUAGUGGUUGAAUCUUAAACAGGUUGCUAUUGGGGGAAAAUGCAUUGUGUCAGAUGGAACAGUCUGAGAGGCUGUGGUGGCUCCCUGUCCUCAGCCCCAAACAAUAGCCAGGCUGAGCUUGUAUUUCCAGUAGGCACCACACACACACACACAUUGACAGGUCCUCGUGGGUCCCUUCCAACUAAGAAUAUUCUGUGAUUCUGAAUACACAUCACUUAACCAUAUAACCAUGGAUGGCCACACAGAUUACACAUCCAGCCACACAGAGCACUCACACACAGUGCCAGCAGCCUCAUGCCACCCUGUGUUCUGGCUGAGCAGGAUGGAAGUACACUCGUGUGCACCCACAUAUAUAUGUGUAUUUAUAUAAGUAUAUACACACACAUGUACAGUGUGUCCAUCCAGUAGCUGGGCUCAGGCAGUGUCCAGCAGCUGCCCCCCCAUCCCAAUCUCUCCAGUCUUUCUGGUCCCCCAGUAGUCAGCUCCCUGGCCACAAGUCCUUCACCCAGGGCAAAUUGUGAAUGGAGUUUAAUGAGAAGAUGGGACAGGCUGCACUGAUCAGGUGCAGGGAAUGGCCAAACCAUCACAAACCAUUUACACAUGACUGGCCCUUUUUAUUUCUGUAUCCCACACUUGUUUCCCCACAAGCCAUCUAGAUCCCUCCCUUUCCUGCCUUUGGUUCCUGCCGUAAACACCCCCUAAUGAGUACUAUGCAAUACCCAAACGCUCUUCCCCUGCAUCCCGUCCUGUCUCUCGCAUCCUGUCCUGUGUCUCACACCCCUGAGCACAGUGACAUCCCAAUCCUAAAGGUGCUCUGGGGGUCAGGAUCCCCUGGGACAGCCGUGGGAGGGAGUCAGACAGGGUGUCCUUUUCUAUGAGUCCUUAAUUUGGGCUCCGAUCUGCCAUUGUGUCCCUGUGCUCAUCAAGAUGGGCCUCUAGUGGGCUGAUGGCCACUGGGAUGUGCCUGGAAGCAGCCCAGCAGGGUGCUGCUUGGGCUCCCCCUCCUGCCAUCAUCACCCUGUGCUCCUUUGUGGUUAUGCAAACCAGCUUUUAGCACAUAACCUCCCUAAUGACCAGUAUAGUUAGGUUUGGGAUCCUUCUUUUCAUACGUAUAUAACCUAAAUAAAAUUUCUCUCUUUUAAAGAUUUGGCUUUCCUCCUGUAAUUGGGGGAUAUUUAGGGCAGGAAUCAAAGGCAGGAAAGGAAAAGUUCAUGUGCAGGUUAAUUCUUUACUGUGAGGGUGGUGAGGCACUGGAACAGGUUGCUCAGAGGAGCUGUGGAUGCCCAAUCCGUGGAGGUCUUCAAGACCAGGUUGGAUGGCGCCCUCAGCAACCUGGUCUAGUGGGUGCCAUCCCUGCCCAUGGCAGAGGGGAUUGGAACUAGGUAUCUUUAAGGUUCCUUCCAAUCCAAACCAUUCUGUGAUUCUACAAUAAUGAGCAGGGACUGAAUUUAGAUGGGGCAAAUGUAGCACAGGAGAAGGGGCUGGUACCAGAGUGUCCAGAGGGACAACUGGAUGGUCCAGUGGGACAGAGAUGGCAGCUUGCCAUGCAGCCCUCAGCACAGAGGAGUGCGUAGCAGGAGGGGCGAUGGCUGGCACACUCCUGUCUGACAUCCAGCUCCACUUGGACCAGCUUAUCUAACACUGACACUUCCCGGGGCCUGCAGAGGAGUGAAGUCCACUGGAGGGAAAGGGAGCAGGGCCUUGGACUUUGUAUUGACUGCAAAUCACUGGUGACCGUCAGCUCUGAGUAGCGUUCCCAGCUGGUAAACACCCGGCUCUUGCAGGCACUGUUGGCAUUGGCUGGGCGUGGGCAGCCUCACCCCUUCCCGUCUCCACAGCCUGGAGCAGAGGGCUGGAGCGGUGGACCCCAAAAGCUCCUUCCUGGCAUCCAGGCAGUCAUGUCUGGGGAGGUUUCAUGAAGACCCCGAGCCCAAUUCUGCUCAACAUGUUAAUUAAACAUUUACUGGAAGGAAUGUCUUUCCUCAGGACAUUCACUGCCUCAGUGACCAUCACCCUCUGUAGCCCAGCCUGACUGUGAAGCUGGCUCCAUUUUUUGAGCUGGAGUGCACACAGGAUGGCCUCCGGCGGUCCCUUCCCACCAAAAUAAUCCUUCAGUUCUCUGGAUACGCCAACAAUUGCAGAUUGUUCCCACACACCUGGGGAGGUGGAGUGGGAUAGCAAAGUGCUUCUGAUGACGGCGGGACACGCUCUCGGCUUUCCAUGUGGCAGUGACUACCCAAAGGACACGGUGCCCCGGGAAGCCGCGAGACCACCCCGGCGGCGGCUCCGCGCCGCUCCCGGGAAGCCGUGCCCGCCCCCGGUUCCCAUGGCAGCGGGAGCCGCGGCCCGCGCCGCCGGGCCUCUGGGAGCAGCCUCCGCGGGAAGAGGGAACAGGGUUCUGUCCUGGGAGGAUGGAGGACGACGAGCAAGAGGGGGACGAGCACAGCCCUGAGAAGGAGGAGGAAGAGGGGGAGAAGGAGGAGGGGGAGGAAGAGGAGAAGAAGGAAGAAGAGGUGCCGGCUCCCUGUCCUCUGACGGAGGAAGUACUGAAGGAGGGCCUGUCUCUCCUCAGUAAGACGGGCAACGGGCUGGCCCACACCUACGUGAAGUUUGAAGCCAAAGGAAAGAACUUGACAGACAUCAGCGUGCUCAAAAGCUUCAUUCACCUGCGGUAUGUGGAUUUGUCAGAGAACAAGCUGCAAGAUUUGUCUCCACUGAGCAGCCUAACAGAGCUGCUUUGGCUGAAGGUGGAUGGGAACCUGCUCACCAGUGCCUGCAUGCAGGAGCUGUCCUAUCUCCAGGUCAUCAGCUUUGAUCGAAACCGCAUCAAGGAUAUGGAAGGCAUUACUCACCCCCGCUUAGCCACCCUCAGCCUGAAAGAAAAUAAAAUCCAGACAAUGCUGGGCCUGAGUAAGGACCAGUUGUUCAGCCUGGAAGUCCUGGAGCUGCGAGGAAACAAACUAAAGACCACAGCAGGGCUCAGUCUUCCCAAGCUCAAGAAACUCUAUCUGGCCCAGACCAACAUCCGCAGCCUUGAAGGCCUCGAGGGACUCGAGCAGCUGGAGACUCUGCACCUGCGUGACAACAAGCUGGAGACCCUGGAUGGAUUCUCCAGUAGCAUGAAGUGCCUGCAGUAUCUCAAUCUACGGAACAAUGGGAUCAGUAGCUUUCAGGAAGUGGAAAAACUGCAGGUCCUUCCCAUGCUGCAGGCACUGGUGCUGUUGGACAAUCCAUGUGCUGAUGAACCCAGUUACCGGCUGGAGGUCCUUGCUCUGCUGCCACACCUGCAACGCCUUGACAAGGAAGUAGUUGAGCAAGAUGAGCGGGAAGAGGCGAUGAAAAUUCGUCAGACAAGGCAGGAAGAAAAAGAAAAGGAAAUGGAAGGAUCUCUCAAGGAUGAUGCGUCUCUUCAGGAAAUGGAAGAAUCACAAGGGGAUGGUGUGACUGAGUGACCUCUGUUUUUAAUACCUGUUCCCAGAGGCUGUCAGGAUGUGGAGAUGCCUUUCCCCUCAUGUGCGGAUGGGAAUGCGAGAGCUGUAGGUACCAGCUUCACCUCAUUUUACCUCUGGACAAAAGAGGAGGGCUACCCACCCUGGUCCUGGAAGCUGCCCUGAGGCACUGCAGUGUUUUUGCAGUCACUGCACUGAUAUGUUCUAUUCUUGGUAGGCCCAAGAGGGAAAAUGGGAGAGUUAUAGGUUCUGUGGUUCGAUUUAUGGCUCCCAAAAAUCCUGCAAGAUUUUCCGAUUUGAAUAAAAAUAAUUAAUGA